This is a messenger RNA of Tripterygium wilfordii, 1643 nucleotides long. RefSeq names its product multiple organellar RNA editing factor 8, chloroplastic/mitochondrial. Gene Ontology annotation, biological process: cytidine to uridine editing; mitochondrial mRNA modification. NCBI's taxonomy places the organism in Eukaryota, Viridiplantae, Streptophyta, Magnoliopsida, Celastrales, Celastraceae. Gene Ontology annotation, cellular component: mitochondrion. The transcript is spliced from 4 exons. Bases 62 to 1342 code for a protein of 426 amino acids. The record is from RefSeq and is a predicted model, not a curated record.
CUUUGCACUCUCGCUAUAAUCAGUUAGGGUUUCUACAAAGAAACCGGACGCCAUUGACGCCAUGGCCACUCAACACCUUUCUCGCUCUGUCCUGUCCAGGCCUUCCAAAACCCUAACGUCUCUCCUCACUCGAUCCUUCUCUUCCGUCACCACCACCACUGCCAACUCCUUUGUCUCUCGCCCUUCCUCGUCUCUACUUCACCGCCUCCGGCCCCUCGCGUCCCUUUCCUCCUUCUCCUUCUCCAAUUCGAGAUCUUUCGCUACCAGGGCCACUAACUCUUCGCUGAACGACCCAAGCCCAGACUGGUCUAAUCGCCCACCCAAGGAGACGAUUCUGCUCGAUGGAUGCGAUUUUGAGCACUGGCUUGUGGUCAUGGAAAAGCCGGAGGGAGAGCCUACUAGGGACGAGAUCAUCGAUAGCUAUAUUAAAACCCUAGCUAUGGUUGUUGGCAGUGAGGAAGAAGCGAGGAUGAAAAUUUACUCUGUUUCAACUAGAUGCUACUUUGCUUUUGGAGCACUUGUGUCUGAAGACCUCUCUGAGAAGUUGAAAGAAUUGGAAAAGGUUCGUUGGGUUCUUCCAGAUUCCUAUCUGGAUGUUAAGAACAAAGAUUAUGGAGGGGAACCUUUCAUCAAUGGGAAGGCUGUUCCAUAUGACCCUAAGUAUCAUGAGGAGUGGAUAAGGAACAAUUCGCGAGCAAAUGAGAGAAACAGGCGCAAUGACAGACCUCGCAAUCUUGAUAGAUCAAGAAAUUUUGAGAGGAGGCGAGAAAACGUGCAAAACCGAGACUUCCAAUACAACGGUGGUGCUUCCGCAGCUAAUCAGGGUGUGCAGAACUCUCCACCUAGCCUGAGUGGCAUGCCGAACAACCCUCCAAUGCCUAAUCAGGCCAUUCAAAACUCUCCGCCUAGCAUUAGUGGCAUGUCUAACCGCCCUCCCAUGCCUAAUCAGGGUAUGCAGAACUCCCCACCCAACGUAGGUGGCAUGCCUAACAGAGGAAUGCCACCAUAUAACAACAUGAGUGGAAUGCCGCCGCCACCACCACCACCUAACAUGAAUGGGAUGCCCCAGAACAACGUGGGAGGCAUGCCACAAAACAAUUAUGGAGGAGGGCAGCCCAAUGUGGGAGGCAUGCCACAGAACAAUUAUGGAGUGCCACCCAACGUGAGAGGAAUGCAGCCCAACGAUAGCAUGGGAGCAGGAAUACCACCAAAUGCAGGGUGGUCUGAGACCGUGCCUGGAAAUACUCAAAACUACCAAUAUGGCCCCAACAGUGGUGGCAUGCCUUACCAAGGUUCAGCUCCAAAUGCAGGCUACCAGAACUACACUCCAAGCAGGGAUUAAGAAUUUAUGCCUAGUUUACUUGGAAGCCUUAUCAUUCUUUAAAUUUCCAUAGAAGUGAGUUUAAUAGGGUAAUAUGCUGUAUAUAAGCGAGGAUGGCAUAAGAUUGUCUGGGAUGUGCUGUUUGCACUGCCUGGUUAUAUCACAAGGUUCAUGUAUGUUAUUUGCAUGGCAGGCUGAGACUUGGGAUUGUUUUUAUUUAGUUAAAUAUGUUUACGUAAAAGUUCUUGUAUGGGUUUUUUAGAUCUUUUAGACAUGUCCAAAAUCUUUUGACAAUGCCUUCUGAAAUCUAGUUACAAUGCGA